UUCUGCAUUGAUCUUAACUCUUAAGUUUCUCGAAAUUUCUUGGCGAAAAAUCCGAUUUGGUAAAAUGUCGUGUACGCAUGAUCACAACUGCGAAGAUCAUGAGUGUUCUUCCGAUUGGUCUCUCUACAAACACAUUGAUCUCUCCAAGGUUUCUGCUCUGAAUGAAUCUGUUUCCGGAAGUGCAAAAUCAGUCUUCAAAGCAUGGGAAGAGAGAUUACAAUCUUCUGGGGGGCAUUUGGAGAGCAAUGAGGGAGAUCCUGAAUUGCUUGUUUUUGUACCAUUCACAUCAGACGUCAAGAUCAAGAGCAUAUCAAUUGUUGGUGGCCCUGAAGGAACAAGUCCUUCUAAGUUGAGAGUGUUUAUCAAUCGCGAAGGUAUUGACUUCUCAGAUGCUGAGAGUAUGCAAGCUGUUCAGGAAUGGGAGUUAGCUGAAAAUUUGCAAGGAGUCUUAGAAUACCAGACCAGGUAUUCAAAAUUCCAGAGUGUUGGAAACAUUACAUUGCAUUUCCCUGAGAGCUUUGGAGGUGACACAACUCAAAUACGCUAUAUCGGGUUCAAAGGUGAAGCAACCCAGUUGAAAAGGGAUGUUGUUGCGACAAUCGUAUAUGAGAUUAGACCAAAUCCUUCAGAUCACAAGACAAAAGCUGAGACUGGUGGAGGGUUUUCACAAGUUGAGUGAAGGAAGACACUAUCUGCUCCCAACUUCACUCCUUAGCCUUCUCACAUACUCAUGUUUUCUCCUUAACAAGCUUAAACCUAUAUUGACAAACAUAUGUAUGAAAUAAAGUGAGAGACUUGUU
Molecule: messenger RNA, 800 nt
Organism: Arabidopsis arenosa
Lineage: Eukaryota; Viridiplantae; Streptophyta; Magnoliopsida; Brassicales; Brassicaceae
Source: the annotation of a GenBank genome assembly